CUUUCUUCAUCAUUUUUUACUUAUUAUUUUAUUCGCUUUCAGUUUGGGAGAGGAGAAGAAUAAGGGGGACACGGCUUCCACAAUCCUCACCGCCGGCGUCUUCCCCAUUCUCGUCCUCCUCCUCCCCCUCUGCAAUCUCAAAUAAUCUAUAUCCCAUUCCUUCUUCAUUCCCGUCUCCAGUGACCUAAUCGCACUGUUCCUCUUAACUAACAAGAAACCGGCAACUCACUCGUAGUCAUCCUCAACCUCUUGUCACUCCGUCAAUUACCAGAUCUGUUCUUCCUCUGGUUUCCCUCAAUCUCUCGGAUUCCGUUCCUGCUGAUUUAGCGAUCAGGGCAUUUGGUUCUUGUGGCGGAAGGACAUAUUGGGUAUUUCCUACUAUAGAUCUCUGUUUCUCUCGGACUCCGGCGAUGGGGAAAACUUCGGUGAUCCUCUACGUUUCCCUAUGUCUCAUAUUCCUAAUGCUGCUCUCCCAUGCUCCGAAGAAGCCUUCUACCCACCGCCGGCUCAAGCUCAGGUCCAAUUUCAAUUUCAACAAUCCCCACCCCCACCACGACUCAAUCCCCUUUGACCCCGUCGUGACCCAGAUUGAGCGCCGCCUCGAGGAUCGCCGGUGGGAGCAUCACUAUAUCACCCAUUCCCAUCCCGACGCCGCCAACGAUACCCACUCCGCGACAACGGAAGCUCCUGGCCACGAGUCCCAGCCGGAGUGGGAGGAUUUCGUGGAGGCCGAGGACUACUUGAACGAUGAGGAGAAAUUCAAUGUUACCAGCAGGUUGCAGCAGCUUUUCCCCAAGAUUGACGUGGCGCCCGUUGAUGGGUACGUGACCGAGAAUGAGCUGACGGAGUGGAACUUAAAACAGGCCGAGAAGGAGGUUUUGCACCGUACUCAAAGAGAGAUGGAUGUUCAUGACAAGAAUCAUGAUGGCUUUAUUUCCUUUUCAGAGUACGAUCCCCCCAGUUGGGCUGCCAAUUCAGAUGCUAGUUCUCUUGAGCAUGACAUGGGUUGGUGGAAGGAAGAACAUUUCAAUGCAUCAGAUGCAGAUGGAGAUGGUCUUCUUGACAUCACAGAGUUUAACGACUUCUUGCAUCCAGCUGACAGUAAAAACCCUGACCUGCUGAAGUGGCUGUGCAAGGAGGAAGUGAGGGAAAGAGAUACAGACAAGGAUGGGAAAGUCAAUUUCGAGGAAUUUUUCCAUGGGCUUUUCGAUCUGGUAAGGAACUAUGACGAAGAAGCGCAUAAUACCUCCCAUCCAUCUGAAGACUCAACGGAUGCUCCUGCUAAGGUGCUUUUUGCUAAGCUAGACAAGAACAACGAUGGGUUUCUGUCAGACGAAGAAUUGCUGCCCAUCAUUGAGAAACUUCAUCCAUCAGAACAUUACUACGCCAAGCAACAAGCAGAUUAUAUAAUAUCACAGGCGGAUGGGGACAAGGAUGGGAAACUGUCACUGGAAGAGAUGGUGGAGAACCCGUAUGUAUUUUACAGCGCAAUCUUCACGGAAGAGGAAGAAGAAGAAUACGAUCACGAUGAGUUCCGGUGAUUGUAGUUGUAGAAGGAGAAGCUCACACUGAUUUUUUGUUGUUUGGAGAGGAUGGGGGGAAAUGGGCAGAGCACAAAGUGGAGAUGGUGAUGGUGGGGGUCCUCUUCGGCGGGUGUCAGAUAUCAGUUUGGUGGUGCAGGGAACAGAGGGAGAGUAGAAGGUUUUGGCAUGGAGAUCCCACUUGAAUCUUGAUACACACGUAACUAUAUAUUUAUGUUUUUUAGGAGCAGCAGAAAACAUUGUUACACUUUUCGGGUUGGGGGUUUGACACUCGUGUAUCUACUAAAUCUACACUUGAUCUCAACAGGGAAUGGAGACUGGUUUACUGGUUGGUUUUGACUAAUAACUGGAUUGAUGCUUUGAUGUCUGAUAA
Linum tenue is the source of this 1914-nucleotide messenger RNA. Lineage: Eukaryota; Viridiplantae; Streptophyta; Magnoliopsida; Malpighiales; Linaceae. The record is from the annotation of a GenBank genome assembly.